This is a messenger RNA of Enterobius vermicularis (human pinworm), 255 nucleotides long. The record is from the annotation of a GenBank genome assembly. Lineage: Eukaryota; Metazoa; Nematoda; Chromadorea; Rhabditida; Oxyuridae.
AUGGAAUUUGUGCUUGCUUUGGAUCAGAUAAAACAGCUGAUAUCUGUGGAACAGGCAGAAAGUGCUUCGAAGGAUUUGGAUGUAUACCAUCUAAUUGUACGUUACCGUGCGAUGCAAAAUUAUCAGACGGCCGCGAUAACAACGAUAACUGCACGUGUGGUAAAGGUCCUGCAUGUAUCACCGGGGGCCUGUGCAUGGGUGGUAAAUGCUUUUGUAGCAGUGAUUCCCAAUGUUCAGAGACCGAAACUUGUGUAA